AACACAAUUUCAUAAGCAAAAUAUUCCACAACACCAGUCUGAUCGAGCUUUUUUUCGGUUGACGGGUGGAGUUUCCAGCGCAUUUACUUCCAAUAUAACCUACUAACUAACUAUAAACAGGAUAUUGAUGUCAUUUGGUGGCACACAAAACGGCGGUCGCCGUAGUAAAUGGGACCAGCCCGGGCCGGGUUCAGGGGGGAUGGGAGAAGCGGAGGCAGCGCCUACCGGGGCUCUGGAUGCCGCCGCUGCGGUGGCUGCAAAGAUCAACGCCAUGCUGGUGGCCAAGGGGAAACUGAAGCCCUCUCAGAUAGGAAGCUCUGGUCCUCCUGACAAGGUUGUCGGUAUGGGGAAGCCUCAGAUGCCCAUGAAAGCAAAGGAUGACUUGGUGGUGGCAGAGGUCGAAAUCAACGAUGUCCCUCUCGCCUGCAGAAACCUGCUGACCCGAGGACAGACACAGGAUGAGAUCAGCAGAGUUAGCGGCGCAGCCGUCUCCACCAGGGGGCGCUACAUGGCUUCAGAAGAAAAGGGCAAAGCGUUACCAGGGGACAGGCCCCUCUACCUGCAUGUCCAGGGCCAGACCAGGGAGCUGGUGGACAGAGCGGUGAACAGGAUCAAGGAGAUCAUCACCAACGGUGUGGUGAAGGCUGCCACGGCAACCUCCACCGCCCUGUCCUCCUCCUACAGCCCCGCCACCGUCAUCUACCACCACCAGAACCCCUCGCCCCCAUCACUUCCCCCCAUGACACACCACAAGCCUCACUUCCAGUCUGGGAUGCACUAUGUGCAGGACAAGCUGUUUGUGGGUCUGGAACACGCCAUCCAGGGCUUCACGGUGAAGGACAGGGUGGAGGGCCCCUGCUGUUCCUACCUGCAGCACAUCCAGAUGGAGACUGGAGCCAAAGUGUUCCUGCGGGGCCGCGGCUCUGGCUGCCUGGAGCCUGCCUCUGGACGAGAGGCCUUCGAACCCAUGUACAUCUAUAUCAGUCAUCCCAAACCGGAGGGUCUUGCAGCAGCCAAGAUCUUGUGUGAAAACCUCCUGCAGACAGUCCAUGCAGAAUACUCCCGCUUCCUAAACCAGAUGAGUUCCAUGAUGCCUACUCAAGGCUUCAUCCAGCCCCCGGUGGUGAACGGGAUGCCCCCCCAGCCCCAGUACUACCCCCCUGCGGGGUUCCAGCCAGGCUACCCCAUGCCUGUGCCCCCACCCCAACCCCAGCCCCAACCUGUCCCACCCCCCUACACAGUCCCCCCUCCCAUACCCCCUGGUGCCCCCACAGGUGUCCCUCCUCUAGGUUCUCAGUACUCCCUCCCCCCCGCCCCGGUCUCCAUGCCUCAGGCUCUUCCCCCCGCUCCCUUCCCCCCAGCUGCAGCUGCUCUGCCUAAAGCCCCGCCUCCUGUCCUCUCAGCCAAUCAACCGCAGAAGAGACGCUUCACAGAGGAGAUCCCAGAUGAGGCAGACAGCGGCCUACUGGGAUACCAGCAUGGACCCAUUCAUAUGACUAAUUUAGGUGCAGGCUUCCCCGUGGCCACCCCAGAGGCCUCAGGACCCCCGCCCCAGAGUUCCUCCAGCCCACCGAGGGAGAGGGACAGUAGGCAGCUAAUGCCCCCGCCCAUGCCCAUGAACGGAGGAGUGCGGCCCGCAGCGGAGGAGAGGAGGCCGCUUCAUGGCCCCCUGGGUAAGGGCUUCACCCCCGGGACGCCUCUGACCCCAGCCCAGGUCCACUCACCCCCCCGCCCAACCCUUUCUGGCAUGGGACGAUGUCUGUCCCGUACCCAGCCCCCCACACCCUCCAGCCCCCACCUCCCCUCUGUCUACCUACCCCCCGGUCAGGCAGCACGCUGCCCUCUCCUGCCCUCUCUGCCCCCGUCUGAUGUAGGAUGUGAGGUAGAGGUGGACCUGGCCCAUGGAUCCACAGUAUGAUCAUGAGCAGAGCUCAGCACUGGCUGUCUGGGCUGCAGCCGCAGCUUUCAAAUGUCUUUUCAUGCCGUGUUUCAAAAAGAAAGAGUUUGCAUGCAGAAUGGCACGUUAUCUUCACACUGAUGCGACGUGAACACUGGUACAGCUCCAGCGGCAGGAGGAAUGGAUCUCUCGCUUAACUGACAGUUAGGUUUUCAAACGUUCUGAACAGACAGCCCUCUUAACCGUGGGCACAAGUGCAGAUCUCACAGAGUUGGAAAGGUGUGAGCACUAGAGCCGAAAGGCACAUCAGUCUUGCCUAUGUCCCCAUAUUUCCUUUAUCAGUUCAGAUGUGUCAAGGCUCAGGGUUGUUUUGGGGGUCGGACUACCCCCCCCCCCCCUCUCUGAUGACGUCAUCAGACUGGAGUGUCUGUUUGGCCUACGCCACCUCUCACUAACAAGACUCUCUCUUUUUUGUGUUUUCUCUCCUUCUCUGUGUUUUUCUUCUCUUUCAUGUGUCUCUUGGGGGAUACUGGAUGCUGAUUGGUGGGUGGGGCACGGCUCUUCUCUGGACCCGCCUCAUGAUUGGAUGGUUCUUCCGCCACCUCUCCCCACCGACCAAUGGCUGCCGCUGACCCAUGCCCCUCCUUCACUCCUUUAAUUAACUCACUGCUGCUGCCAACACAAUGCUGUCCAUUAACUGUUUAUCUCUCCCUGAAAAUGUGUUAUUGACUAUUGAUUAUUGACGGUCGUUCUUUGAAACGUGUGCUGGUUGCUGUGCUGGUUGCUGUGCUCUCUCCUGUCUGUCUUUCUGUCUCUGUCGGUCUGUGGUUGUCUUUUUUCCUUGUCUCUCCCGAAUCUCCCUGUCCCCCUUUCUCCCCCUCCCCUCCCCCUCUCUCUGCCCCUCCCCCUCCCCUCCCUGCAGAGCCCUCAGUGAAGCGCAUGAAGGCGGGCCUUGUGGCAUACGCUGGUGACUCCUCGGACGAAGAGGAGGAUCACUCCACCCCCAAACUCUCGGGGGCAGGUAACCCCGGGGGCCCCCCUCCCCCUGCCUCUCCAGGCUGGACGCUGGGGUACCGGUGCCCCCCUCCUCCUCCCCCACGAGCCAAAACACAGCA
Osmerus eperlanus (European smelt) is the source of this 3012-nucleotide messenger RNA. It is a transcript of the gene khdc4, whose product is annotated as KH domain containing 4, pre-mRNA splicing factor. Gene Ontology annotation, cellular component: nucleus. The record is from RefSeq and is a predicted model, not a curated record. Gene Ontology annotation, molecular function: RNA binding. Lineage: Eukaryota; Metazoa; Chordata; Actinopteri; Osmeriformes; Osmeridae. The transcript has 14 exons. Bases 128 to 1918 code for a protein of 596 amino acids.